This is a messenger RNA of Manihot esculenta (cassava), 1314 nucleotides long. RefSeq names its product probable cysteine protease RD19D. Bases 2 to 1132 code for a protein of 376 amino acids. Gene Ontology annotation, cellular component: lysosome. Gene Ontology annotation, molecular function: cysteine-type endopeptidase activity. The transcript is spliced from 4 exons. Lineage: Eukaryota; Viridiplantae; Streptophyta; Magnoliopsida; Malpighiales; Euphorbiaceae. The record is from RefSeq and is a predicted model, not a curated record.
CAUGAUUAUCCAAGAAAGAAUUGCUUUUGCCGUCGUCGCCGCCUUGACGCUAACAAUCUCUGCAACCACCGCUACUUCCGAUGCCUCCCUACGAGACCCAACUAUACUCCAGGUCACAGACGAUAAUAUCCCCAACGUUUACCAUAGGAAGUUCUUGAAGGAUGCUCUUCUUUUGGGCACUGAGGAGAGAUUCAAGAUUUUCAUGAAGAAGUAUAAUAAAGAGUAUGGUAGUCGAGAGGAGUACGUGCACCGCCUUGGUGUCUUCGCCAAGAACAUUGUUAGAGCUGUUGAACACCAGGCGAUGGACCCCACGGCAGUGCACGGUGUCACGCAGUUUAUGGACUUGACAGAGGAUGAGUUUGAGAGGAUGUAUACUGGUGUUGUGGGAGGUGGGGCACACGUAGAGGGUGUAACGACGUCGUUUGUUGAGGCUGGUGGAUUGCCUGGGAGCUUUGAUUGGAGGAAAAAGGGUGCUGUUACCGAUGUGAAGAUGCAGGGUGCGUGUGGAUCAUGCUGGGCAUUCAGCACCACUGGAGCAAUUGAAGGUGCCCAUUUUAUUGCAACUGGGAAGCUUCUCAAUCUUAGUGAGCAACAGCUGGUGGACUGUGAUAAUAAGUGUGACAUGGUAGAUAAACGAGCUUGCGAUGAUGGCUGCGGUGGUGGUCUUAUGACAAAUGCCUAUAGAUAUUUGAUGGAGGCAGGAGGGUUAGAAGAGGAGGGUUCAUAUCCUUAUACAGGGAAGCGAGGUGAAUGCAAGUUCGACAAAGAAAAAAUAGCAGUUAAAGUUGCAAAUUUUACCAAUAUUCCCAUUGAUGAGACCCAAAUUGCAACACAUUUAGUUCACCAUGGACCUCUGGCUGUUGGAUUGAAUGCAAUAUUUAUGCAAACUUACAUCGGAGGAGUGUCGUGUCCACUUAUAUGUGGUAAGAAAUGGAUCAACCAUGGAGUUCUACUAGUAGGGUAUGGUGCCAAAGGGUUCUCGAUUCUUCGGUUCGGGUACAAGCCAUAUUGGAUCAUCAAAAACUCAUGGGGUAAGCAAUGGGGAGAAGAGGGCUAUUAUCGUCUUUGCCGGGGACAUGGCAUGUGUGGAAUGAACAGAAUGGUCUCUGCCGUGGUUACUCAAGUUUCCUAAAUUUUACUUCCUACUCCAUGCACAAAUUGGAGAGGGAGAGAGAGAUAUUAGAAGAAGUUGUUUCUUGGGUGUGGGAUUUAUUACCUGUUUUAAAGAAUGAAGGUUAAUUUUUAUGGUUUGAUUGGAAGACCUAUGUUUAGAGGUUAUGGAUUUUAAGAAUUCUCAAAUUUUAAUUUUUUUUU